Linum tenue is the source of this 804-nucleotide messenger RNA. The record is from the annotation of a GenBank genome assembly. Lineage: Eukaryota; Viridiplantae; Streptophyta; Magnoliopsida; Malpighiales; Linaceae.
GGGGGUGGAGCGGGUGCAGGGGGCGGGUUUGGCGGAGGUGCUGGUGGCGGCGGCGGGUUGGGCGGCGGCGGCGGGUUAGGAGGCGGCGGCGGUUUAGGCGGUGGGAUUGGUAAGGGUGGUGGACUAGGCGGCGGCAUUGGCAAGGGCGGGGGAAUCGGCGGUGGGAUCGGAAAAGGUGGAGGACUUGGCGGCGGAGCAGGUGGUGGGAUCGGAAAAGGUGGAGGUCUAGGUGGCGGAAUAGGUAAGGGAGGUGGGCUUGGGGGCGGUGCCGGCGGUGGGAAGGGCGGGGGACUUGGCGGCGGAGCAGGUGGCGGAUUUGGCAAGGGCGGAGGACUUGGUGGUGGAGCCGGCGGAGGUGCUGGAGGUGGGUUUGGAAAGGGUGGAGGAAUAGGAGGAGGAAUCGGCAAGGGAGGUGGAUUCGGCGGUGGAGCCGGCGGCGGGGCUGGUGGAGGAGUAGGAGGAGGUGCCGGCGGUGGAGGAGGGUUCGGCGGCGGCUCGGGUGGAGGAAUUGGGGGAGGAUUCGGGAAAGGCGGCGGGAUUGGUGGAGGAGUGGGCGGCGGGAGCGGAGGUGGAGGUGGGUUUGGAGGAGGCGGCGGAGCAGGGGGUGGAUUCGGUGGUGGCGGCGGUGCCGGAGGCGGGUGGGGCGGCGGACAUUAGUAAAACGGCGGUGAUCACGUCCCCCUCUCCUGUCGUGCAUGCAUGCAUGCACGCAUUUGAUAAGAGGAGCUCAUGAGGAGAUCCAAUCCAACGAGGAACUGAACAAAAAAGGGAUUUACAGUCGUUAAUUAAUAAUUAUUCCCAUUC